This is a messenger RNA of Staurois parvus, 540 nucleotides long. The record is from the annotation of a GenBank genome assembly. NCBI's taxonomy places the organism in Eukaryota, Metazoa, Chordata, Amphibia, Anura, Ranidae.
AUUAUUUAGCCAGUAAUUAUAAUUCAUGAAGUGUCAUUUUACCUCCAGUACUGCUGCUUUCAACACAGUAGCUGCUUUUAACAGAGUAGCUGCUUUCAACACAGUAGCUGCUUUCAACACAGUAGCUGCUUUCAACACAGUAGCUGCUUUCUACACAGUAGCUGCUUUCUACACAGUAGCUGCUUUCAACACAGUAGCUGCUUUCAACACAGUAGCUGCUUUUAACACAGUAGCUGCUUUCAACACAGUCAUAUGACUUAUUAAAGGCACACCUCCAUACAAGAUGUAUUAUUUCUAUCACAAAACUACACAGCGCCUGGCUCCUGUUCAUACCUCCCACAAACCGAUGUGUUUUUACCAUGGCAGCAGUGAGUUUUUUCCCCACCAAUCAUAGUUGACAUAUACCAUUCACUUAUUUCCUUUGGGACACAAUCUGUGCGCUUUUAUCCAGACCGUGCUUUCAACACAGUAGCUGCUUUCAACAGAGUAGCUGCUUUCAACACAGCACCUGCUUUCUACACAGUAGCUGCUCUUUACACA